This is a messenger RNA of Syngnathoides biaculeatus (alligator pipefish), 891 nucleotides long. RefSeq names its product ephrin type-A receptor 6-like. Gene Ontology annotation, molecular function: transmembrane-ephrin receptor activity; protein binding; ATP binding. Gene Ontology annotation, cellular component: membrane; neuron projection. The coding region runs from base 7 to 891 and encodes 294 amino acids. The transcript has 4 exons. NCBI's taxonomy places the organism in Eukaryota, Metazoa, Chordata, Actinopteri, Syngnathiformes, Syngnathidae. Gene Ontology annotation, biological process: protein phosphorylation; cell surface receptor protein tyrosine kinase signaling pathway; axon guidance. The record is from RefSeq and is a predicted model, not a curated record.
GCAGAUAUGAGUGUUGGACCAAGAUUUGUCCCUGUUGCACUUUUUCUUGGAAUUGUUCUCGCUCGCUGUGGCCACUGCAACCAAGUUGUGCUGCUGGAUACGACGUCUGUGCUUGGAGAGCUUGGAUGGAAGGCGUAUCCUAUAAAUGGGUGGGAUGCCAUCACGGAGAUGGACGAGCACAAUCGGCCCAUUCAUACUUUUCAGGUGUGCAACGUGAUGGAGCCCAACCAGAACAACUGGCUUCGAUCCAACUGGAUUUCUCGACAAGCAGCCCGAAAAAUCUAUGUGGAGCUUCGCUUCACCUUACGCGACUGCAACUCCAUCCCUUGGGUAUCUGGCACGUGCAAGGAGACCUUCAACCUCUUCUAUCAUGAGACUGAUGAGGCACACAGUAUAAAAUUCAAACCUGUUCAGUACACCAAGGUUGACACCAUCGCCGCAGAUGAGAGCUUCACUCAAAUGGAUCUCGGAGACCGGAUUCUGAAGCUCAACACUGAGUUGCGCGAGGUGGGCCCCAUGACCAAGAAUGGGUUCUAUCUUGCAUUCCAAGACAUUGGGGCCUGCAUUGCUCUGGUCUCAGUGAGAGUCUACUACAAGAAAUGCCCAUUCACUCUGAGGAACCUGGCCUCAUUUCCAGACACAGUGCCUCGGGUGGACUCAUCCUCAUUGGUGGAGGUGAGGGGGGCGUGUAUAGACCACGCAGAAGAAAGGGACACGCCCAAGCUCUUCUGUGGAGCUGACGGUGAUUGGUUAGUCCCCCUGGGAAGAUGUGUCUGCAGUGUCGGUUAUGAGGAGGUCGACGGCUCCUGCAUUGGCAUCGGUACUGUGCAUGCCACCUGCUGCACUAGGGGCUACUUUGCUGCUUGCAAAUUAUCCACACUGACUUGGUAA